CGUUCGGUGUAAGACACACAGAGAAAGCAACAAAUCGAGGCGUAUAUUAUGCUGGUUUCCGGGACGCUCUAAUGGCGUUUCUCUCUCCUUUCUCUCUCUCUCUCUCUCUCUCUCUCUCUCUCUCUCUUUCUCCUUCCUCCAUUGAUUGUAGAGAAAGUUUGUAGCCACAGUACAGGUGGGCAGUAGUAUUCUUGUUCUUCUGGGUUGAGGCACCAAAGUCGAAGAUAAAAGCUAUAUGCCCUGCUGAGAAGUUGAACGGUGGGUACUGGAACGGUCACCAAAAGCCAAAAGGGCGGAGUUGUGAUAAAGUUUGCAGCUUUUUUCUCGGUUGUUUAAAGGGUUAUGCUUCAUACAUACCCAGUAUUUAUUGUGGGGUUGUUGAUCUCAAUAGCUAUUACUAGUUACUAGGUUAAUGAUGUGAUAAAAUGCCAGCAAUGCGGAGAAUUUAGGGUGAGGAUAUCUGGGCUUUCAUGAAUUUCUGAAAUUAAACUCCCUUUGCUUUGAUCAUGGCGACUAGAGGUUCCCUUUCUUCUCAGCAACAACAAAGCUACAUCUCAGCCCCAGGGCAAGAUGAUCAUCUCUAUGAGGAGCUAUGGAAGUUAUGUGCAGGUCCAUUGGUGGAUGUUCCGAGAAAUCAUGACAGGGUUUACUAUUUCCCGCAGGGGCACAUGGAACAAUUGGUGGCAUCAACAAAUGAAGAGUUGGAUCAGAAAACAUCCAUGUUUUCUUUGUCACCCAAGAUUCUUUGUCAAGUUGUUAACAUUAAGCUUCAGGUUGAACCAGAGACUGAUGAGGUUUAUGCACAAAUCACUUUGUUGCCCGAAGAUGAGAUGGAGCAUACAAAUAUAGAUUCUUAUUCUCGUGAGACUUCGAGUUCUCAUGAGCCUUCAAGGCCCAAAGUUUACUCUUUCUGCAAGGUGUUAACGGCAUCAGAUACGAGUACUCAUGGUGGAUUUUCUGUUCUAAGGAAGCAUGCGACUGAAUGCCUUCCUCCCCUGGACUUGAAUCAGCAGACUCCAUCACAAGAUCUGGUUGCCUUGGAUCUUCAUGGGAUCGAAUGGCGUUUUAAACACAUAUUUAGAGGCCAACCUCGAAGACAUCUGCUUACAACGGGGUGGAGUAACUUUGUAUCUUCAAAGAGAUUGGUUGCGGGGGAUUCAUUUUUAUUCUUGAGGGGAGAGAACGGGGAACUGCGAGUUGGAAUCAGACACCAUGCUCAGAAACAAAACUCUAUUCCAUCCUCGGUUAUUUCAAGUCGAAAUAUGCAUCUGGGAGUGCUUGCAACGGCUUCGCAUGCUGUUACCACGAAAACGCUCUUUGUUGUUAACUACAAGCCGAGACUGAGUCAGUUCAUAGUAGGCAUGAGGAAAUAUCAAGAAGCUGUUCAUCAAGGGUUCUCGGUUGGCAUGAGAUUCAAGAUGCGAUUUGAAGUGGAGGAUUCUCCGGAGAGAAGGUUUAUGGGCACCAUAGUUGGGGUUGAAGAUAUUUCUACGCAGUGGAAAGGCUCUGAUUGGCGAUCAUUGAAGGUUCAUUGGGAUGAGCCUGUCCCUAUUACGAGGCCCGACAGGGUUUCUCCAUGGGAUAUAGAACCUUUUGUGCCUUCAAUCCCUUCGUCACUUGCUUUACCGGUAGCACCAAAGAACAAAAGGCCUCGACAAGUUCUUGAAACCACCGUUUUGGAGCCUACACUGUCAACUGCAUCCACCGUUUGGAAUCCUUCCCUAGACUCGUUGCAAGCAAAUAGUAGUCCUCGGGGACAAAGAGUCGUGGAGUGUGCGUGGCCUUCUCAUGUGAAACCGAAUGCUUCAAACCACGUUCCCGCACACACUGUAGAACAGAAGGGCAAUCUAAUAACACGCCUCGGUGAUAAAAGAAAAUCCGAUGCUGCCCCGCCUUGUAGGUUGUUUGGUAUUGACCUGAAUAGCACCUCGGGGGGUUUAAGUAUCGAGAUCUCCAAGACACCGUCCUUUGGGGAUUCAGAGCAAAAAUCCGACCUUUCUAUUGAUACCAAAGCUCUGAAGCAAGAGCUAUCACAGGUCACUCAACCAAAGGAGGGCCAAACCAAUCAAAAUUCUUCUAUUAGAAGUCGUACCAAGGUUCAAAUGCAAGGGGUGGCAGUGGGGCGGGCAGUGGACUUGACAGCAAUAAAAGGAUAUGAUGAACUCAUAAGUGAACUCGAAGAUAUGUUUGAGAUCCACGGAGAGCUUCGCCCAAGAAAAAAAUGGGAAAUUGUCUUCACAGACGAUGAGGGGGACACGAUGCUUAUGGGGGAUCAUCCAUGGCUGGAAUUCUGUAGUGUGGUGAGGAGGAUUCUUAUUUGUUCGAACACUGAGGUGAAGAAAACGUCUUCAGUAACCGAAUCAAUAACUGUAAACGACAGAAAUUCCCCCUUCUAGUCGUAUACCAUCUUCCCGGAUUGUUUUUCUUGUCCACUCCCAUGGUCAAGGAAAAGACGUUGGGAGAACGAACAAGCCUUUCUAGUUUCUUUUCCUUUAGGCUGUCAGAAUUAUUGUCGCGUAACAAAAAUGAAAUUCUUGCAGAAUGGGAAGGGUCUGAGUACUAGAAUGCUAGUUGGCAGUUCUAUAUUGACACCAUCUGAUUGGGGGUAAAACUCCCAAGUUAGAACAAGUUGAGGUGUUGGACUCUGUUAAUGUGUAAACUUGUUUUCCAGUUGCAGUGGGCAAGUGUAGUUUGGUUUUUCUGUAUCUCUGUAAAUAUGGAAAAUGUUGUAUUUUGGUCAAUUUGGAAUCUCUGACUUGAACUGUAAACUCUGUUAAGGUAUCAACUGAUUGGAGGUAACAGUGGCACCACCUUGGUGCCCUUCUUUUUA
Molecule: messenger RNA, 2830 nt
Organism: Ipomoea nil (Japanese morning glory)
Lineage: Eukaryota; Viridiplantae; Streptophyta; Magnoliopsida; Solanales; Convolvulaceae
Product: auxin response factor 9-like
Exons: 15
Coding region: 507-2396 (629 amino acids)
Biological process (GO): response to hormone; regulation of DNA-templated transcription
Cellular component (GO): nucleus
Molecular function (GO): protein binding; DNA binding
Source: RefSeq, a predicted model, not a curated record